This is a messenger RNA of Fukomys damarensis (Damara mole-rat), 1893 nucleotides long. It is a transcript of the gene Ntm, whose product is annotated as neurotrimin. Gene Ontology annotation, cellular component: neuron projection. The transcript has 10 exons. Lineage: Eukaryota; Metazoa; Chordata; Mammalia; Rodentia; Bathyergidae. Bases 319 to 1422 code for a protein of 367 amino acids. The record is from RefSeq and is a predicted model, not a curated record.
GAGCGAGAGCCCGUGCGUGUGUUGCAGCUCUGUCAAUCCUUGGAUUAGAACCAAUGAUUGCAGCUUGUAGGAGGGCUGUCCAGGGCCAGAUUGUACAACGUGUCUCAGUGCCAGAGUAUGAGUGGAGAUAAUUACGGGGAAGUCACACUCUCUCACACCAGCAGCUUCCUUGUGUCCUUCAGCAAAACAGUGGAUUUAAACCUCCUUGUACGAGCUUGAGAGCUGCACAAUCUAUCAGGAAAAAAAAAAGGGGGGGGGGGAAGAAAGAAAGGAAAAAAAUCGAACCUGACAAAAAAGAAGCAAAAGAAGAAAAAAAUCAUGAAAACCAUUCAGGCAAAAAUGCACAAUUCUAUCUCUUGGGCAAUCUUCACGGGACUGGCUGCUCUGUGUCUCUUCCAAGGAGUGCCGGUGCGGAGCGGAGAUGCCACAUUUCCCAAAGCAAUGGACAACGUGACCGUCCGGCAGGGGGAGAGCGCCACCCUCAGGUGCACGAUCGACAACCGGGUCACACGGGUAGCCUGGCUCAACCGCAGCACCAUCCUCUAUGCUGGGAAUGAUAAGUGGUGCCUGGAUCCUCGCGUGGUCCUCCUCAGCAACACCCAAACCCAGUACAGCAUCGAGAUCCAGAAUGUGGACGUGUACGACGAGGGCCCAUACACCUGCUCUGUGCAGACAGACAACCACCCAAAGACCUCCAGGGUCCACCUCAUUGUACAAGUAUCUCCCAAAAUUGUAGAAAUUUCUUCAGAUAUCUCCAUUAAUGAAGGGAAUAAUAUCAGCCUCACCUGCAUAGCAACAGGUAGACCAGAGCCUACAGUCACCUGGAGACACAUCUCCCCCAAAGCUGUUGGCUUUGUGAGUGAAGAUGAGUACUUGGAAAUCCAGGGCAUCACCCGGGAGCAGUCAGGGGACUAUGAGUGCAGUGCCUCCAAUGACGUGGCUGCACCCGUGGUGCGGAGAGUGAAGGUCACCGUGAAUUAUCCACCCUACAUUUCAGAAGCUAAGGGCACAGGUGUCCCUGUGGGACAGAAGGGGACACUACAGUGUGAAGCUUCAGCAGUUCCCUCUGCAGAAUUCCAGUGGUACAAGGAUGACAAACGACUGAUUGAAGGAAAGAAGGGAGUCAAAGUGGAAAACAGGCCUUUCCUCUCAAAACUCAUCUUUUUCAAUGUUUCUGAACACGACUAUGGAAACUACACUUGUGUGGCCUCCAACAAAUUGGGCCACACCAAUGCCAGCAUCACGCUAUUUGAACUAAAUGAGCCUACAAGCUCAACUUUGUUGCAAGAAGUGAAAACUACAGCCCUGACCCCUUGGAAAGGCCCGGGUGCUGUCAGUGAAGUGAGCAACGGGGCAUCCAGGAGGGCAGGCUGCGUUUGGCUCCUCCCUCUUCUGGUCUUACACCUGCUCCUCAAAUUUUGAUGUGAGUGCUACUUCCCCCUGGGGAGAGCUGCCGCCACCGCAUCUACUGACACCACAGCACGGCAACACAACAGCGGAACCGGAGAAUCACAGCCUAAGGGGACAGAAAUUCGAGGGAGGGGAACAAAGAAUACUUUGGGAAAGAAAAAAAGUUUAAAAAAGGAAAUUGAAAAAUUGCCUUGCAGAUAUUUAGGUAUCACUGAGUUUUCUUUCUUUUCCCAAACGGGAAGAACGCACACCUGGCUUGGACCCACCCGCAAGCUGCACCGUAUGACCUCUGUCGCCAGGGUGGGCAAGGGCUCAGCCACUCUGCCCGCUGAAGUGCCCCACCAUGGAACAUUCUGGAGUUGGCCAUCCCAAAGCCCAUCAGUCCACAGAGACAAAUACAGAGUGGGACAGUGGCCCAGAAGGGCCAGGGCGGGCCCUUGGGCAGACGGUGCCACCAUUGCGUGUGUCCUGAAAUGUGAAUUU